AUGCGGAGACGUGAAAAAAUGCGCAAGGCACUCCAUGAGGUUUCCGUUAUUGCUGCGGACGAUGAAGAAAAAUUUGAGUUGGUGAUGAAAGGGAUACGAGAAUUGAAGUUAAAAGUCACCAAUGAUCACUUCGACAUUGUUCAAACAUUUUCUUCAGAGCCACGAGAUUAUGUUGAGCAACAAAAAGUGGUAGGUAGGGCAGAUAAAGUAUUGAGUCCUCUGGUCACUCGAGGGAAAGGGCGUCCUGCAACGAAAAGGAAAAUUUCAAGAUUGGAAGUUGUGGUUCAGAAGCUGAAAAAAAAGAAUCAAAACAAGAAGGUUAAGGAGACCAAAGCAAAUAGAUUAAAAUCCACAAAGGCAUCUACAAAAACAUUGGAAGCCAAUAGCAUGUUUGGUCCAAAUCCUUUUGAUGCUAUCUCUAGUAAUCUUGUGGUAUAG
This is a messenger RNA of Striga asiatica, 438 nucleotides long. NCBI's taxonomy places the organism in Eukaryota, Viridiplantae, Streptophyta, Magnoliopsida, Lamiales, Orobanchaceae. The record is from the annotation of a GenBank genome assembly.